AUGCCAAGAGGGUCAUAUGGUUAUAUGAGUGGUACAUCGAUGUCGACCCCCACUACUGCCGGUGUCGCGGCUUUGCUGGCUACUCUGGGUCUCAAAGGCCAGGAUAUAACGGACAUCAUCAUAAAUUCUAGGACAACUGGUAUCCCCAAUGAGUUCAAUCUAUCUGACAUCGGAGAGGUGGACACUCUCAAGGCCGUUCAAAUGGCUCUCAAGCAAGUGAUCAGCUUCGCAGCGA
This is a messenger RNA of Perkinsus marinus ATCC 50983, 235 nucleotides long. RefSeq lists its product as hypothetical. Gene Ontology annotation, biological process: proteolysis. Gene Ontology annotation, molecular function: serine-type endopeptidase activity. NCBI's taxonomy places the organism in Eukaryota, Perkinsozoa, Perkinsida, Perkinsidae. The annotation marks the transcript as partial. The transcript has a single exon. The record is from RefSeq and is a predicted model, not a curated record.